UCAUUCACAGGCGUAAUACACAAAGAAGACAUGAUGAAAUGUAUACUUUUUUGUGCUGCAAUGGGACUCAUUUCUGGUGUCAGAGGAGGGAAGGUUGCCUUUACAGCCAUUUUAUCCAAACAAACAACAGUGGGCGCUCACGCUGUGGUGAAGUAUGAUCACGUGUUGACAAAUUGGGGCGGAGCCUAUCAACCAACAACUGGUGUUUUCACCGCCCCCUAUAACGGUCUCUACAGCAUCUCCUGUAGCUUGAUGAGUCGUGCUAGUAAUUCUGUCCAUGUCGGUAUUACUAAGAAUGGCAAAAAGAUGUCUAUCGUGUUUUCUAAUGCCAACACGUAUCCACUUGCUAGCCAGACUCUACAGCUGCUGUUAAACAAGGGGGAUAAAAUCUGGAUCCAGAACAGGAACGGAGGGAAUGCAAAAUUUCAUGACCACGGUUCUUAUAAUGUCUUUUCUGGUUUUUUAAUCAACGAACUAUAAAUAAGUUUGUGUAGUGUUAAUCUUUAUUAAACACAAACUGCAUCCA
Messenger RNA from Ostrea edulis (European flat oyster), 526 nucleotides. Its product is annotated as complement C1q subcomponent subunit B-like. Gene Ontology annotation, molecular function: protein binding. Lineage: Eukaryota; Metazoa; Mollusca; Bivalvia; Ostreida; Ostreidae. The record is from RefSeq and is a predicted model, not a curated record. The coding region runs from base 31 to 480 and encodes 149 amino acids. The transcript has 3 exons.